CGUGUGUAAAGCUGGGAUAUGGGCUCCUGCCACAAUCGCUUUGUUCCAAAUGGGAGGGACACAAUUGAAUUUAGUCCACAUUUAAUAUCUUCAGUGCGCAGGGAUCAUCCAUUUUUUUAGCAUUAUUUAAGAUGCUUAGUACUGAGAGUGAAUCUGAACCUAUCAUGGUCCUUUUGGUUUUACCUGCUCUACCUAGUAUGCUGAACACAAGUGUGCAGCCGCUGCGCUAAAACCGGUAAAUUCCUGCCCACAAACUAAACGUUGUUUGCAAUUCGCCAAUCAUUGGAAGCAGAAGGAGAACAACCAGAAGAAGAAGAACAACAACAACCAGAAGAAGAAGAAGAAGAAGAAGAUCCUAUAGCAUAGCAUAGCAUCCGUCGGUUCAGUGGACAAAGCCUGAGGUUCAAGUGUUCUUCUGUGCUCUUUGAACUGUGAAAAUGUUGAAAACAUUGGUAAGGGAGCGACUAAUUGCGGCCACCGACGAAAUCUUCGGACUGUUUGAAAGAACGAUAUUGUCGUACGAGGAGCAACUUUGUCGAGCGAGAGAGGAGACCGAGCGACACCGACGACAACUCCAAGCCGUUUGCAAGACUCAAGUUGUCAUACCCCUCCAAGGUGCUUGUUGCAAGAUUUCUGACAGAGGAGUGCAAAGAAUAAUCAGAAGAGUUGUCCAAGAGCAAAGAACCACCUGUGGAGAGCUUCAAAAAGACCUGGAAUUAGCAGAUGUUCAGCAGCUGAUUGGUCGUCAGGAAGAACUUCCCCUUCAGCUGCGGUGGGGGCAAUCGAGUUUGAAACAAGAGGAUCCACAGCCCCCCUCUGUUAAAGAAGAGGAAGAGGAGGUUGAGGUCAACAUAUUGCCACUGACUGUCGUCUCUGUGAAGAGUGAAGAUGAAGUACCCGAGUGGCCUCGGCUUCUUCAUCACAGUCCAAGUGGAGACCAUGGUGGAGGUCCACCACCAGACAACCUCUUAGCUCCACUGUCGGACAGUGACGACAUGGAAGAACCUUUGAGGAGCGACGAAGACUGUGAAGGUGACAAACAGUCAAAAUGCUCUGAAGAGGCGACAACUCUCAACCAUGGAACGUCACGAAGACGUAAAAAACGUGUUGCUUGCUCAGUUUGUGGCAAAGAUUUAGCUAAAAACAAAUUGUUCAGACAUAUGAGAACGCAUAUUGGAGAAAAACCAUUUAGUUGCUCAGUUGGUGGUAAAGGGUUCACAAAAAAAUCUGACAUAGGAAGACACAUGAGAACACACACAGGAGGAAAACUUUGUUGCACAGUUUGUGGCAAAGUGUUCAAAAAUAAAACAGAUAUGGUCAGACACAUGAAAAUACACACAAGAGAAAAACACUUUAUUUGCUCAGUUUGUGGUAAAGCAUUCACAUUUAAGUCAGACAUGGUCAGACACAUGAGAACACACACCGGAGAAAAACCCUUCAGUUGCUCGACUUGUGGUAAAGCAUUCUCCCAAAAGUCAACCAUGGUGUCACACGAGCUAACGCACACAGGCGUAAAACCCUUUAGUUGCUCAACUUGUGGUAAAAAAUUCUCAAGAAAGACCAACUUUGAGUUUCACAUGAGAGUACACACAGAACAGCCCUUUUGUUGCUCAGUUUGCAGGAAAACAUUCCCUCUCAAAGAAAGACUGAUAUUACACAUGAAAGCACACGCAGAAGAAAAACCCUUUAGUUGCUCAGGUUGUGAUAAAGAGUUCGCUCACAAGUCAGAUAUGGUUAAACACACAAGAACUCACACAGGAGAAAAACCGUUUAGUUGCUCUAUAUGUGGUAAAGCAUUCCGUCAAAACUACCAUAUGAAAAGCCACAUGAGAGUACACACGGGAGAAAAGCCCUACAGUUGCUCAGUUUGUGGUAAACAGUUCACUCGUAAGUCAGAUAUGGUUUUACACAGGAGAAAACACACAGGAGAAAAAUUCUGUAGUUGUACAGUUUGUGGUAUAAGCUAUACAAAUACGAGAAGUUUGGCUGCACACAUGUGGGCAAAACACAGGAGUAUAAAUGUUUUACAGUCACAGGGCUCUGGACCCCCCUGAAAUGUUUGCAUUUUUUUCCCCUUAAAAUUUGAGACAUGCAAGUAAAUUUUUCAAUCUACUCGCACGCGUGACCAGUAAAUUUGCUGAAAUGUAAAAAAAAAUAUCUUAAAUGUUUUUGGUUUCUAAUGAAUUUCUGCUCCACACAUCAGCCCAGUUGUUGGUGAUAAAGCACAUAUGAACUGGUUUGCCAACCAGUAUUAGCUCCAGAAGAAGAAAGACGACGAAUUCCAAAGAAGAAGAGGCAGGCGAAUGUGUUUGAGGGCGUUGGGGGUUAAUGACAACGGUGUGGCAAAUGUGUGAAAAGAGAUGUCUGCUGUUAGCAACACAAACAAUUUCAUCCUUGCCAGAAUGCUUGCCACAUACCUUUGUGGGCUGAGAAAAACAGCAAACCACCUUAUUUGCAUUCUGUGUAUCCACUGGUCUCGAAGGCUGUGUCUUUAAAUUGCAAGUUGAUCUGGUGCAAAAAGGUUUGCGGCAAUGCUCAUUUGAGCCACCCACUGUUUCAUGGAGCUUAAUAGAUGCCUCACAUUCAUAUUUAUUUUUCUGGCAGUUAAAGCUGUCAAGUCCUUCUGUCCAUUUAUUUACCUGCUGUGGUGAAUGGAACAGGAAGUUCAACGGAAACUCAUUUUCUGAUAACUGGUGCACGUAGUCCAUUUCAGGGAGACAAAUUCGAGGAACUGCAAAUUCUGCUGUUGAUCCGCACGUGGGGAACACAGAAUUUGAUAUUACUGACACUGCUGGUUUAAACAUUAACUUUAUAUUUUUAAUAUUCAACCUGCAUCACUUGUUUAGUAUGUUUUUGUGUCAAACCUUGCUCAUUAAAAUACAUUUUAAAUGUAGUUUCUGCAUUUAUUGUCAAAAUAUUUAGCAGUAAUAUAAUAAAAAAUGUCUUUGCAUCCCAAUUUCCAGUUAAACCAACAUAGCAUCUGUUUUCUAUGUCACUAACCACAGACAGGAAGGAGGGGGAAAUACUUCCAAGGCUGUAUGCUUGUCUAAUGGAUGGCAUAAGUCUGUAAAUAAAAUGGUUUUGCUUCUUGUCAA
This is a messenger RNA of Phyllopteryx taeniolatus (common seadragon), 3095 nucleotides long. RefSeq names its product zinc finger protein OZF-like. Gene Ontology annotation, biological process: central nervous system development; regulation of transcription by RNA polymerase II. NCBI's taxonomy places the organism in Eukaryota, Metazoa, Chordata, Actinopteri, Syngnathiformes, Syngnathidae. The transcript is spliced from 3 exons. Gene Ontology annotation, molecular function: DNA-binding transcription factor activity, RNA polymerase II-specific; RNA polymerase II cis-regulatory region sequence-specific DNA binding. The record is from RefSeq and is a predicted model, not a curated record. Gene Ontology annotation, cellular component: nucleus. Bases 438 to 2054 code for a protein of 538 amino acids.